Messenger RNA from Canariomyces notabilis, 2980 nucleotides. Its product is annotated as HCP-like protein. Gene Ontology annotation, cellular component: endoplasmic reticulum membrane. Gene Ontology annotation, biological process: ERAD pathway. The transcript has 4 exons. Gene Ontology annotation, molecular function: protein binding. NCBI's taxonomy places the organism in Eukaryota, Fungi, Ascomycota, Sordariomycetes, Sordariales, Chaetomiaceae. Bases 167 to 2716 code for a protein of 849 amino acids. The record is from RefSeq and is a predicted model, not a curated record.
GUCAUUCAGUGGAGGAAGCUGUGUUCAGGACAGCUGGUAAAUUACCAACACUACAAGAGCUGUCAACGCACUCGUGGUCUCCCGCCAACUGCUCCCCUUCACAAACUGUUAGCCAUGGCAUGAAGACGUUGCACCUUGCACACUUAUUCAGCACCGGUAGUUGAAGAUGAAGCGCCAUCUUCUAUGGCUGUUCCUGCUCUUGCAGGCCAUUGCCUUUUCGUACGCCGAAGCGCAGACCAAGCAGCAUGUCCUUGCUGGCGACACGACCGAGGGACGGACCGGCGCCUCCUUUCGCACAGAGGUAGCUGCUGCACAAAGCGGUGGACAAGCGGCCCAGGAGCCUGGCGCCGACCUUGUUGAAUCUGCCCUCGCCGAGUUGCGCAAGCUAUAUCGGCCUUUCCACCACAGGAUACGGAAGCAGCAUGGCGUCUUCGGCACCCUAUUGCAGUUCGCCUUGAAGGCUCUCCCCAGCCUUCGCCUCAGUGCCCCGCCGCCCGAAACGCCUCAUAGGAGUGCGCUGAGCGGGCCGCUUUUGCAUGCGACUAGACUCCUGGAAGAAUCGGCUCGGCAGAACAACUCGGACGCCCUGUACAUCUUGGCUGAGAUGAACUUUUACGGCAACUUCUCGUAUCCGAGGAACAUGCGCGCCGCCUUCGACUACUACCACCAACUGGCAUCUCUCAACGGCAACAAUUCAGCGUUAUACAUGGUUGGGCUCAUGUACUCGACCGGCAUCGGAGACGCUGUUCAGCGAGACCAAGCACGUGCACUCCUGUACUAUACCUUCGCCGCUAAUAGGGGCCACACGAGGGCUGAAAUGACGGUUGCUCACCGGCACCACGUUGGUAUCGGCACGCCCAAGAACUGCGACGCCGCCGUCAAAUACUACAAGCGGGUUGCCGACAAGGCUAUUGCUUGGUAUCGGUCCGGACCUCCGGGUGGGAUGGCGUGGACGACCGAGGCGUAUCGCAUCGCUGACGAGACCGGCGGGGUCUAUGGCGAAGGCGCCAGCGUCGCUAGUGCCGGAAGCAACGCCAUCAAGGCGCACCCCAACUCGGACGCGUACGCUUCGAUUGAGGAUAUCAUCGAGUACCUGGACCUCAUGUCCCAGAAGGGCGAUUUCGAAGCCUCGUUCAACCUCGGCCGGAUCUAUUACGAAGGUCAAAGAGGCCUUGAGAAGAAUAUGCAGCUAGCCAGGAAGUACUUCUUCGAAGUCACGCAAAAGUACUGGAGAAAGAGCCGUCCCGUCGACAGCCCGAAACCCAACUUGGACAAGACAGCCGCCAAGGCUGCCGGCUACAUCGGACGCAUGUACAUGCGGGGAGAAGGCGUCGAGCAGAACUUUGAUCGGGCCAAGUUCUGGUUCGAGCGCGGUGCCGCCCUAAAGGAAGCGCGGUCUCAGUGGGGCCUGGGCUUGCUGUAUCUCAACGGAUAUGGCGUGAAGACAGAUGUCAUCCAGGCCACCGAGCUCUUCAAAAUGGCCGCUGCCCAAGACUAUGCACCUGCCCAGGUACAGCUCGGGAGCCUCUACCUCGACCAGGGGCAGAGCGACGACCUGGCAGCGGCGAAUCACUACUUUGAACUGGCCGCUCGCUGGGCCAAUAUUGAAGCCUACUAUUACCUCGCCGAGAUGAACUUCUUUGGAGUCGGUCGCGAGCGAUCGUGUUCCGCCGCCGUGGUCUACUACAAGACAGUGGCCGAAAAGGUCGAGCCUCUUGUUUCGUCCUGGGCCGAGGCAAACUUGGCCUACGAGGAUGGCGAUACGGAGCUGGCUUUCCUCGAAUAUCUUGGCGCGGCAGAGCAGGGAUACGAGAAAGCGCAGAACAAUGUCGCCUAUAUUCUGGACCCGGACAAAUCUCGAUUGCCAAUCCCGAAGCUGCUGGAUCAUCGCAGCCGGGUCCCAUCUCUCCUUCAGAACCCCACCCUAGCGCUCAUAUACUGGACGCGCUCGUCACGCCAGGGGAAUAUCGACGCUUUAGUCAAGAUGGGUGACUACUACUUGUACGGUAUUGGUACCGAUGUCGACGUUGACAAGGCUGUCCAGUGUUAUACGGGAGCGUCCGAGUACCACCAGAGUGCGCAGGCACUGUACAAUCUUGGGUGGAUGCACGAGCACGGAGUAGGCCUGAAUCAGGAUUACCACCUGGCCAAGCGAUAUUAUGACUCGGCGCUCGAGACAAACGACGAAGCCUAUCUCCCUGUAGCGCUUAGCCUGCUGAAACUGCGUGCGAAGAGUGCCUGGAAUACCCUUACGCACGGGAGGAUCAACUCGAUCAAAGACGAACCAAAACCGAAGAAGGACUGGUCGCUCAGCGAGUGGAUCAACAACUUUUUACAGGAUGAUGCCCAAUACUACGACGACGUCUAUGACGACCUCUAUGAUGAUACUAUGCCCGGCGGUGAUGCGCUGGAUUUUGAUGACGGCAUAAUGGAAAGCUUCGUGAUCCUUGGCCUGGCCGCUACACUGAUAUUCUUGGUCAUGUACCGCCAGCAGCGUCAGCAGAUGGCAAGACGGAGGGAUGAGGAGACGGCGAGGCAGCGGCGGCAACAGCAACAGCAACAGCGGCUGCAGCAGCAGCAGCAACAUGGCGGCGUCCAAGCAGGGGCCAAUGGAGAAGAUGAGCAACAACAACCUCAACCACAAGACAGAGGACUCUUCCCACAACCUGGGGACCCCGAUUUUGGGCAAUGGGUUGCCGGAGGGAUUGGACAUUGAAAGGAAAAAAGACACGGUGUGAUAGCGUCGUUUUUCAUGAAAGAGUGCAUGUACAUAUGGCAUCGAGCGGCGUCUUGGUCGAUGAAUUAUCGUGGGUUAGAUCAUUAAGGAACGCAUAGGCACCAAACUGUGCCUCAUGUGCAUGUAACGAUAUGAAGUCUCGGAGGAGAAUGACAAUGCUUUGACGCAGCGAACAUUGAUGCUGUCGCAAUCACAGAGAUGCUGUUGUUUCCUGGCUGUGCCGCCCCUGCCAAUCACCCAAAU